This is a messenger RNA of Raphanus sativus (radish), 1231 nucleotides long. RefSeq names its product F-box/kelch-repeat protein At4g23580. Gene Ontology annotation, molecular function: protein binding. The coding region runs from base 98 to 1216 and encodes 372 amino acids. The record is from RefSeq and is a predicted model, not a curated record. NCBI's taxonomy places the organism in Eukaryota, Viridiplantae, Streptophyta, Magnoliopsida, Brassicales, Brassicaceae. The transcript has a single exon.
GAGAGACAUUUUUUUUUUAAGAUUACCGAGUUUUAUAAAUAGUUGCUUACUUGAUAAGCAACCUUAACCUAAGAGAGAAAAGUGAUCGCCAACAACCAUGAUUGAUAGAGAAGAGCCACCGGUCAAUAACUUGCUGAUGUUAUCUGAUGAUUUGGUAUUAAACUGCUUAGCCCACGUCUCAAGAUUAUACUAUCCAACUCUAUCUUUAGUUUGUAAACGAUUUCGGUCUCUCCUUGCUUCAGUGGACCUUUUCCAAAUCCGAACCCUCUUAGGCCUAACAGAGAGUUUUGUCUAUGUGUGCUUACGACUCCAUACCGAUCCUAGCCAACUAGGUUGGUUCAUUCUCUGCCAGAGACCAAAUACCUCAAGAAAAGUUUUGGUCCCGAUAUCUAUUCCCAGUCCUACAUGUGCAUCUUUGUCCGGUGUUGCAGUGGUUGGUCCUAAUAUAUACGUCAUUGGCGGUGGAUCAAAGAAUAAUGCUUGGUCCAGCGUUAUGGUCAUGGACAGUCGUUUUUACACAUGGCGUGAGGCUCCAAGCAUGCGUGUAGCCCGUGUGCUCCCAUCUGCUUGCGUCGUUGAUGAGAAAAUAUAUGUUGCGGGAGGCUAUGAUAAUCUCGAUUCAACGAACUGGAUGGAGGUUUUUGAUACGAAGACUCAAACUUGGGAGUUUCUACAUAUCCCGAGCGAGGAGAUAUGCUUAGGGUCUGAGUACCAAAGCGCAAAGUAUGAAGGAACCGUCUAUGUGAGGUCUCGGAAGAAACGUGCGACUUACAAGUUGCAUAAAGGUAGAUGGAGAGCGGCAGACAUAGGGAUGGAUGGAGGAUGGGCUUUGUCGCGAUACUCUUAUUGUGUGAUAGAGAACGUGUUCUAUCGUUACAGUGAUAGGAAGAUGCAUUGGUAUGACGUCCGAAAAAAAGUAUGGACAACUGUUAAGGGUUUGGAAAGAUUCUCUAUGUUGCUUUUUUCUAAGGGUAACGUUCAGUUGGCCGAUCAUGGUGGGAAAAUAGCGAUUUUGUGCGAGGAGUAUGUGUUUGCUGAUAAGAGUAUAACGAUUUGGUGUGCAGAAAUUAUCCUUGAAAAACGCCAAAAUCAGGAAAUUUGGGGGACACUCGAAUGCUUUGAGAAUGUGUUAAUAUCCAAUGAUAAUCCCUAUAUAUCCAAUAAGGCAGACGGUACAGUGGGUUUAGUGCAUGCUUUAACUUCUACGGUUUGGUGAACUGAACCCAUUCAC